GCGGUUCCGCACCGCCGGGCUCCGCCGUUCUCUCUUCCGACUACAGGAGAGGAGCAGCCCCGCCGCCGGGCACCCACCGCCCUGCUGAGCUGCGGGGCUGCGAGCCCCGUCCUCAAUCCCGAACCCUUCGUGCACCUUCCAACUCUUCGUGCAUCCCCUUUUGCAUCCCCCUAAGGCCAUCCCUCAUUCCCUUUAUGUACCUCCCUGGACUCCUGCUUCUCCUUAAACCCAUUCUUCACCCCCUUUGUGCCUUUCCUUAAACUCCUUUUGCAUCCCCCUAAAUUGGUUCUUCAUUCCCUUUGUGUGUCCCCCCCAAACCCCUUGUACUCUCCUCCCAUCCCCUACUUCAACCCCUUGUGCACUCCGUAAGCCCCUUUUGUAACCCCUUUCACAUCUCACACUCCUCCUAUAUCCCUGUGUGUCCUUAAACCCCUUCUGCAUCCCCUUUGUGCAUUCCCCCAAACCCUUUGUGCACCCCCACAUCCCCUUCUGCCGCUUUCUUUGCACUCCUAAACCCCUUCUCCAUCCCCCUUUCUUCACCCCGAGACCCCUCGUGCACACCCCCAUCCCCUUCUGCAUCCUGCUGCGUGCACCCAAACCCUCUGUGCAUCCCCUGCAUCCCUUUCUGCAACCCCCUAUGCCCUCAUAACCCAAGGGGUUCAUCCCCUCUGUGCCCCCCCCGCGCACCCUGCCCUGUGCUGGCCAGCUCCAGGCUCCCACCUUUGCAUGCAGCCCGAAGGCUGUGGGAUCAGCACACCAUGGGCACCAAGCAGACCAAGGGCUGCCAGCCAGGCAGUGCCGGGGAGAGCCCCCCAGCCCAUCACCGCAAGAAAACAUCCCCCAGGGAAAGGGGUGAUUUCCUCGCCUCGCUGGUGGUGAAAUCGGGUGAGAAGUUUGGGAAGGGGGCCGGCAACCUCCCCCCAUACCAUCGGAGGAUCUGCAUGAUCCAGGACAUGCUGGGGCUGGUGAAGCAGGGCAAGCAGGAGGAGGCCACCGAGCUGCUCAGGCACCUGCGGCAGGAUUUAGGAAUGGAGUCGACCUCUCUGGAUGAUGUCCUCUACCGAUAUGCCAGCUUUCGGAACCUGGUGGAUCCAAUCACUCAUGACCUCAUCAUCAGCCUCGCUAGGUACAUCCACUGCCCCAAGCCGGAGGGAGACAACAUUGGGGCCAUGGAGAAGCUCUGUCGGCAGCUCACCUACCACCUCAGUCCCCACUCACAGUGGAGACGUCAAGGCAUCAUGAAAAGGAAGCCACAGUCCUGUCUGAAAGCUGUGCUGAUGGGGAAGCCCCAGGACAACACGGUGGACUUGUCGGGCAUCCCGCUGACACUGAAGGACCUGGAGCGCGUCACGUCGUACCUGCAGCACAGCUCGGAGCACAUCGACACGGUGGAGCUGUGCUUCACCGAGCUGACAGAUGAGAUGCUGCUGCAGCUGCUGCCUGCACUGUGUGGCCUUCCUCACCUCACCACGUUGUCCCUCAACGGCAACCGGCUCACCAAAGCCAUCCUGCGGGACCUCACCGAAACCCUGAAAGACCCCAAGAAGUUUCCCAGCGUCACCUGGAUCGACCUCGGGAACAACGUGGACAUCUUUUCCUUGCCUCAACCCUUCUUGGUCAGCCUGAAAAGGAGAUGCCCGAAGCAAGGCAACCUGCCCACCAUUUUGGAGUUUGGCGAAGGGCAGGUCAGCGAUUUGGAGAACCAGGAUGGCCUGGCUGAGAGUCAGGAGGACCUGCGGAGUGAAAGUUGCAAUGAAACCCCAUUGGGCAAAGCAGAGGGCAGGACAGUGGAGGAGCAAGGCGCCGAGACACCGCAGACGUGACAUCGGCUCCACGUUGGGUACAUUUGGGUGACAAACCCAAGAUCUCCUCAUCAGAGGUCCUGGCAGGGGUGAAUGCAGGCGGUGGGAUGCUCUGGGAGUACAUUGCCUUCUUCCCCUGCGAUGAAUAUCAGUGCUGCUCCCAUCAUGCAGAAAUGGGAUGGUGUUGUAUACUUGUAUCUCAUUCCCUGUUCAUCGCAGGGCAGUUGGACUAGAUGACCUUGCUGGGUCCCUUCCAGCUCAAAUGAUUCUAUGAAAAGCCAGAAGGGUGUUUUUAAAUGAGAGCACUGUGCUUUUUAACCUCUCCAAAUACGAAUCGCCAAAGUGUUGGAACAUGAGGCCCUUAGAAGCACAAAGGGGAGCAGGAAGGCGACCAGAUCCAGCAGGAUCCCAGCUGGUCACCCCCACACAACAGAUGGACAGACUUCACCCACAAGCACUGCACAGAACUGCAACCUUCUCCCAUACCAACUUCAGGAGCUGCUGAAUACCGUGCCUGGUGAGAUCAACACAAAGCCUGAUCCCUCUCCAAGGGAACCACUCCAAGCAGGGUGUUCCCACUUCCAGCCCCACAGCAGAGCUUUGCUUUCCUUGUGCUGGCAUGGAGCUGGACCGCAGUAUGCUCAUCACCUGGGUGCUGCUCCCCAGCCUUACUGAGUCCAGCCUUACUCAGGCUGGCCCUGCUGCCUGCCCAGUGCUCACCCAGCCCUAAAAUCCAGUUGCUCACCUGCUGAGCUGCUGUGAUGACUUCACAGCUUCCCAUUCUUGCACCAGAGCCCUCUGUGUGUUUGGGGGAGCAAAAUGUAGUGUCUGAAGCCGGGGCUCAGGUCAGGCUCAUUGCUGUUGCUGACAAAGGAGACCACAAUACUGAAGGUUUAUACAAGAAAAAGAACAAACCUUGGGGCUCUUCCCUCUAUCACUGCCAUUCAGGUUGGGUGGAUACGGCCAGCUGAAGGUCCAAAGCACACCGAGGCUUUCAGAUCACUUGGCCACAUCCUUCCUGACCCAGAAGUGCUUUGUUUGUACAAUGCCGUUUUGGUUUUUGGCUUGUUUUUAUUUUACUCUUUUUUUUAGUAACAUUCUUCUUAUUUCUGGAUGGAAAACAGCUCCCAACAGAGCACAGCAAUUCGCACUUUGGCUUCUAAGCCAGAAUUUCAUGUGAUUCAAUGGGUUGAUGGUUGGACUAGAUGAUCUUAAGAGGUCUUUCCAACCUGAAUUAUUCUAUGAUUCCAAACCCAAGGGAAGCUGGGAGAGUGGGAAACACUUCCCCUCCUUUACAAUGCACAGACCAAACAGACCUUCCCUUCCCAAGAGGGAGCUCACCUGCCUCUGCCUGCAGCCCUUCCCCUGCACAGCUUUGCAGCAUUGCUUUGCACCUGGGAGCAGUGACCUCUAGUUUUGCUUUUCUGAGUGCAAACAGCAUUGUAAGCACUCCGACUUUUUGGUUGUCCCUCAUUUCCCAUGGCUGCACCAGGAAGCUGCACGCCUUUUGCAGGGGGGUUCAUGCUGACAGUUGUUGUUUCUCCUCCAAGUACGUAACUUAGAAGAAGCUCUGCUGCUCGUUUUAAUACACAUAGCAAAGUUCUGUAUGAUUUGCAUGUACCUAAGCCUUUUGUUUGUCUGGUUGUUUUUUAACGCUCUUUCAACUGGCAUGAAAAACACUUUGCAGUGAAUCAACUGUUCUGUUUGAAAUAAAGGAGCUAUCUGUAAUCAAAAUAAAUGCCAAUGUUUAAUAAAA
Molecule: messenger RNA, 3558 nt
Organism: Centrocercus urophasianus (Greater sage-grouse)
Lineage: Eukaryota; Metazoa; Chordata; Aves; Galliformes; Phasianidae
Gene: LRRC75A
Product: leucine rich repeat containing 75A
Exons: 4
Coding region: 759-1823 (354 amino acids)
Source: RefSeq, a predicted model, not a curated record